UGUUCACGCGGUCUAAAUAAGUGAGGUUAUUUGUAUUAACAAAAAUACAAUCGUAACCAAAGAUUUUUGUUCGUUAAAUAGCAACGAACGAAAAAAGAGUUUGGAGUAUUUAAACAAUUUUUGUUUAGAGUUAGUUUUAAUUUUUUCGAAAAAUGGAUGACGAAGCUGAAACAUACAAAUUAUGGCGUAUAAGAAAAACGGUAAUGCAAUUGUGUCACGAUCGAGGUUAUCUAGUUACUCAAGAUGAAUUGGAUCAAACUUUGGAACAAUUUAAAGAACAAUUCGGGGACAAACCAAGUGAAAAAAGACCAGCACGUAGCGAUCUUAUAGUUUUGGUUGCCCAUAAUGAUGAUCCGACAGAUCAACUUUUUGUAUUUUUCCCAGAUGAACCAAAAAUUGGUAUCAAAACUAUUAAAACCUACUGUCAACGUAUGCAGGAAGAGAAAAUUCACAGGGCUAUUAUUGUUGUACAACAAGGAAUGACACCAUCGGCAAAACAAUCGUUGGUGGACAUGGCACCAAAAUAUAUAUUAGAACAAUUUUUAGAAUCUGAAUUGCUUAUUAAUAUCACAGAACAUGAAUUGGUACCUGAACAUAUUGUACUUACACCAGAUGAAAAAGAAGAAUUACUUACCAGGUACAAACUAAAAGAAAAUCAAUUAAUGCGUAUACAAGCUGGUGACCCAGUGGCACGUUACUUUGGUUUAAAACGUGGUCAAGUUGUAAAAAUUAUUAGGCCUUCAGAAACUGCUGGCAGAUAUAUUUCUUACAGACUUGUAUGUUGAUUCAAUGUUUCUAUAGCAAUUUAUUCUGAAAAUUGUAUAUUAUGUAUUAUUUUAAGAGUAAACUAGACUAUAUAAUUUUUAUAAUUACUAUGUAAGAUAAAGAAAAAAUAAGAUCUUGUUAAAGUAUACUUCAUUAAAUUUUAAAAGAAGAUAAAAGUCCAUAUCUGUCACAUGAUACUUUAUUAUACUUCAGUUGCAUUUCAUAAUUACAUAAUUGGUAGUUAUCUACUAACUAUACAUCAGGCAGUUAAUAAUGCUUGGCAUUAAUCUUGUAACAAUACAUUUUCUUUCUAAAUUUAUCUUAAUUGGCUUAUUAGCUGUAAAAAAAGGUAUAAGCAGUGUAAUUUUAUACAUCUUUAACAGUAACGAAUAAAAUUAAGAUCAACAAAAUAAACUUUGUUCAAACAUAUCUUUUAUUACAUUUCAUUAUUAUACAUUUCUUGGUCCAAAUGUGUCAUGGUAUACUGUUGUCAUAAGACAACUCAAUUCCAAAUUCAUUUAAGCAAUUGUACACAUAUAGUUUCAAAGCAAUAUUUAUAACAACUAUAUUUGUAUAUUGCUUUAUUUGUUGCUAUCUUAAAGACUUUGUUCUAACAUUUAAUAUAUGUUAAUUAAAAGAACAAAUAUAGAUCACACAUGUCAAUAAAGUAAUUGCAAUAAAAAACUGAAACAAUAAGGAUAAUAAAUUGUGCACAAUGAAUAUUUGUAACAAUAAAUUCCUCUUAAGUACAGAAGGCAAGUGAAUCUAAUGUUAUAUGCUUAUAAUCUAAGCUACUGAUUUUAAGAAGCCCUUGACAAGAUUCAACUAUACUAUAUUUAUACUCUCAGUAACAUUAACCACAAAGUUAGAAUGAAGUACAUAAAUUUGCGUUUUAAACAUUUCAAACUUAAAUAAUAUAAUUAAUCGCUAUGUUUCUCCAAAUUUAAACUUUAUAAAAAGUGAACAUUAGUAUAUUAUUUGUAUCCUGUUACAAAUUUUCAAUUUCAUUAAUAUAAGAGUCACUUUUUUCCAGGAACUAUAUAAAAUAUAGUAAUUAAUUUAAAAAACUAUUAAUAACAAAAAAACGUUUCGAUAUAUUAGUGGAACAUAAUUUAACAACAAACAUGUUUUUUCUUUUCAUUUUUCAUAGUAAGAAAAGAAAACUUAUUCCUUUUAGUAUUUGCUUUCUUUUUUCACUUAUUUUGAAUAUAGUGCAUGCAUAAGCAUAUAAGAUUACUUAUUUAUAUGAUGAUAUUUUGCAAAGCAGUUAGAUGAGCUAAAAUAUCACUUUAGUCAUAUAAAGUUGUAAUUUUAAAAAAUAAUUAUGGUAGAUGGGCAUAAGUAAAUAAUGCAUGCAAGAGUAAUUAAUAUAAUAUAUUGUUAUCAAUAAAAUGUAAACAUAACGAAUAAUAAUAAUUACACAAUAAGACUACAGAUCUUUAUUGUUUACACGGAAAUAAGAAAGCAAGAUUGUCGAAAUAAUUAGAUAAAAAGAAGUAUUUAAAAAAUAUACACGAACUUUCACGCUUUUAAAAUUAAUAGAUUUUGAAACAAAAACGUUAUACAUACCAUUCGCUUAAAAGUCAAGUCUAUCCCGCACGGCCGAUUUUAUAUUAAUCGUAUAUACGUAUAUCGCUUUUUGGCAUGUCAGUGAAAUGCAUUACGGAACAUAAAUUUUCGUUGCGAAGACAGUAAAUAAUGUGGAUUCAAAUG
This is a messenger RNA of Bombus pascuorum, 2478 nucleotides long. It is a transcript of the gene Rpb5, whose product is annotated as DNA-directed RNA polymerases I, II, and III subunit RPABC1. Bases 153 to 785 code for a protein of 210 amino acids. Lineage: Eukaryota; Metazoa; Arthropoda; Insecta; Hymenoptera; Apidae. The transcript is spliced from 2 exons. Gene Ontology annotation, cellular component: RNA polymerase II, core complex; RNA polymerase III complex; RNA polymerase I complex. Gene Ontology annotation, molecular function: DNA-directed RNA polymerase activity; DNA binding. Gene Ontology annotation, biological process: DNA-templated transcription. The record is from RefSeq and is a predicted model, not a curated record.